Molecule: messenger RNA, 628 nt
Organism: Rosa chinensis
Lineage: Eukaryota; Viridiplantae; Streptophyta; Magnoliopsida; Rosales; Rosaceae
Exons: 2
Coding region: 124-570 (148 amino acids)
Source: RefSeq, a predicted model, not a curated record
UCGACGCUUGGGACCUUAUACGGAUAAACACCUAGCCAACUAUACGUACCUACAAAUGACAUCAUCGAUGAACAUAACUGUAAUAUGUUCACACGCCGCACUUGCGCCUAAACUGAGAACGGUAUGCCCUCUCCGACGGCACGCCCUCGCUGCAUCGUCGUCGGACGGACCAGAGAGGACCUCGUGUCCGGUUCUGGGUUGUCUCGCAGAAAGCUCGGCCGGAGUAAAGGCUGUUUGGUGAUGGUCUCGCUAUCCUGUUUGCUUGGAGGUUGCGUCGGGAAAGGGAUGCGGUCGUUGGCUUCCGAUCUGGAGAGGUUGGCGAGGCUGGGUUUUGUCGGGUUUGGAUCUGAUCGGAAUUUUUCAAUCGGGUUUGGUUCGUGUGGAUCCUGGGGAAGGUUUGGGAGAGGCGGCUCAUCUUUAUGGGGUGCAGGGAAUGAUGAAGGGCUGGUAGGUCGACCUGCGUUCGCCUGCUGCAAAGGAGGUACCGGCGGAGGCACUACCGGUGAUGGAAUGACAAGGAAGAUGCAGACGCUGUGGCCAGUGGCGGUCUGCUACUUAGGCUUCGGCUAGAUGUAGGUUGGGCUUGGGCUUUGGCUCUUGGCCCAGUUUGUCUAUAUUUUUAUGUUAU